Salvelinus sp. IW2-2015 is the source of this 616-nucleotide messenger RNA. The record is from RefSeq and is a predicted model, not a curated record. Lineage: Eukaryota; Metazoa; Chordata; Actinopteri; Salmoniformes; Salmonidae.
ACAUAAAUACCAAGUGUAUUUGGUCUAGAUAUCAUCAGUUGCAUUUUCUCUGUUACUACCACUCCUGUACCUGGCAUCAUGAGCAUGUUCAGACUGAUGGUGGUCACAUUGCUGGCUGCAGCUUGCUGUACACUAACGGAUGGAGCAAUCAGCAUCACGUGUGAAGGCUCUGAUGCUUUACUGCAAUGUGAUGGAGGUAAGAUUCAAAUCAAGCGUGCCAACUAUGGUCGUCGUCAACACGAUGUGUGUUCCAUUGGGCACCCACCUAAACCACUCAAAAACACCAACUGCCUCAGCCCAUCCACCACCAGCACAAUGGCAAAACGGUGUGACGGAGAGCGCCAGUGUAUCGUCAAGGUAUCCAACUCCGUGUUCGGCGACCCCUGUGUCGGAACCUAUAAGUACUUGGAUGUGGCUUACACCUGUUACUGAAUGAUAUCUUCCUGGGGAACCUGAAGAUGUACAAGGCUUCUGGGACAUUUUCAUCGGGUCGUGCUGUGUUCCUCCAACUGCCAAAUCAACUUCAGUGACCAUUGUAAACUUGUGCAUUUUGUGCUGAAACAUUUCUGAACUGUGGUUGUUGGUCUGAAAUAAAUGACGUGGCUGGAAGAUGAUA